AUGGAGAAAUCAACUACAAAAGAAACAAUGGCUUUAACUUUAAAAAAUUUAAGAAAAAAUAAAUGGGGCUCAUUAUCCAAAAAAAAAAUAGAAGGUAAAUCAUGCUAUUCUCCUAGAAUAGAAAAAAUGAUUGAAGUAAUAUCCCCCAUUUUAGAUUAUUAUGGAUAUAAUAAGGAAGAUGUAUACAAUUUUAUUAGUUUAUACAAAUUUGAUAUAGAAAAAAUUCAAUUAGAAUUAGGUAAUAUUGUGGAAUCUAAAGAGGGUAAUGAAGAAGGCUUAUGGGAAACAGUGAAAACUCGAAAAAGCAAAAAAACACCCUCAAAAAACGUGAAAAAAAAUAAUCUUUCACAAAAUAAUACAAUUGGAGGAAAAAAUAACAAAAUCGAUAAAUUAUUUUCAAAAGGUUUUAAUUUAAAAGAAAAAGAUUUAAGAAAAAAUAAUAAAUCGGGAAUAGGUAUUGCAAAUACCAGUGCCGAUGUUGGGAAUUAUAAUAAAUAUAAUAAAAAUGAUAAUAAAGCCACAUAUAUUGUAAAUUUGGGCUCAAAAAAUGAAGAUAUUUCACUAAUAAAUAACGGUAAUAAACAACCUUAUGAUGAUAAUAUGACAAACAAAAAUGUUAUAGGUGAAGACUCACGAACAUUUACAAAUAUAAAAUCAAAUUUACAAAAAAAUGGAGAAAUAAAAUUAUCUGAAGACGACGAAGGCAAAAAAAAUAAAAAAAAUCUUAAACAAUCAUCGUCACAUGUUAUAAUAAAUGAUGACAAUUUUUUACAAGGUAAAGAAGUUACAAACAAAAAGGGGGACCUUCUAGCCAAUAAUAAUAAUCACUGCAUCAGUAAUGCACAAAAUUUUGAUAAAAAAAAAAUAUUAGCAUCCGACGAAGGAGAGAAAUCUAAAUAUAAUGAUAAAGUAUUAGGUAUAAAAAAUAGUAAAAAUAACAAGACAGUUAAUAUACCAUCAACAGGUAUUACUAAUAUUAAUGUGUCUGGAUCGACAACAUUCUCAAAUUUUAGUAGAUAUAGUAAUUUUAAUUAUCAUGAUAAAUAUUUUAAUAAAAACUACAAUAGAUAUAAUAAACCAUUAAACGAUUCAUAUUAUGGACGGAAUAAUGGUAAUAAGAUUAGAUAUUCCACGUUUGGCAAUAAUAACAGUAAUAACAACAUAAAUAACAAUAAGCAAGGCUUAUAUAAUUCUGGUAAUAAUUAUAUUAAUACCCACGAUGGUAAAGUAAUCCAACAAAAAAGUAAUUUGAACAAAUAUACUAAUAAAACGGAAAAUCACAAUAAAAAUAAUAACAUAGAUGGUUUAGAUUGUGAUCCUUCUACGGAUCAGCGGGCAGAUGGUGACUCACCAAAUAAUAAACCUUCAAAUAGUGAUGAAAAUAAUAAUGAUAACCCCCAAAAAAAAAAUAUAGAUGGAAAAGUCCCAAAUGAAAAGGGUAAUGCAAAAAAUAUGUCUUAUGCUUCUAUAGUUAAUAAAAAACUUAAAGAAGCCUUUUCAGGUGUUAUAAAAAAAAUCGAAGGAAAUAAAGCCACACCAAAUGAUCAAGUUAUAAAUAAAACGGAAGAUGAGGGGUGUAAAAAAGAAAAAAAAAAUAAUAAAAAUCAGUCAACAAAUUCUAAUAAGAAUUCCGUCAACAAUAGUAGCAACACUGACAAGAAAACUGAUAAAUUAUGGGUAUCCAUUAUUACAAAAGGCAGUAAAAAUGGAAAUACGUACGAUAAUAAUAAUAAUAAUGCGGAAAAUGCAGAUAAUAAUGCUACAAAAAAUGAUGAUAUUAAUUCAAAAGACUUAAAAAAAGAUGCAAAUAAAAAAAGCGCUCAAAAUAAUAAACUUGCAAAGCAAAAAAAAAAAGAAAACGCCCAAGGGAAAGAUCAAAUUGUAUCUAGUGAAAAUACCUCCAAAAAUAAAGAAGAAAUAAAUUUCGAAAAAAAAAUAUUAGAAGAGGGAAAUAAAAAAGGUCAAUUAAACGAACACACAAUUGAUACAAAUAAGAAAAAGAAUGCCCAAGAUUGUACUCUAAGUAAUGAAAAUAAUAAUAAUAUUUCAGUAAAAUCAAAAAAUGUUAAAGAAUUAUCUAGUGACGUUAAAAAAGGAAAAAACAAAAUAAAUCAAUCUGGUACUAACAGCAUCGAAAAUAAUAGUUCAAAACUCACAAUUUAUUCACAGAUGGAUAAAGUACAGGGUCACCAAUCUUCGGUGCCAGAUGAUUAUAACAAUAUGAAAGAUAAAAACAACGUCCCAAUAUUUAUGCCCGGUUUAUCUCUAAUGGGUAAUAAUGUAAAUAAAAAUAUAUUUUUUGGUAAUAUUAACAUUACUGGAGAUCAAAUAGAAAAUUUCCAUAUCCCCGAUAGCGACAUCGAUCUAAUGAAAAAUGAUAGAAAUUAUCAAAAUUCUAAUAACAACAAUAAUAACAGAAUGAUAAAUACUGAAAAUAGAAAAAAAAAUAGCUUGAGAAAAAAUUAUGAUGUAGAUGCAUCUCAAAUUGAUAUAAAUGCUGAAAUAGCUAACAGCGAUAAUAAUAGUGGCAGAUCCUUAUUGCAUAUGAAGGAUACUGAAAAUAGAAACUAUGAAAAUAAUCAUAGAAUUCAUAACGAUGCUGAAGCUAAUAACACUAUUGACUUAAGAAACCAAAAAGAGAGGGAAAUGAAACAUUUGUAUUUUAAAAAUAAAAACCCAAAAAGAGAAGAUCUUAAUAAUGACAACAAUAAAAUAUUAAGUGAUGAUAAACAAAAAAGAAUAUUCCAUACUCAAAAUAAUAAACAUGCACAAGUUAGUGCAAAAUCGCAUCAUAUAUACAUACCUAAAAUAUCUGGAGCAAUAGGAACAGCAUCAACUAAUGAUAUACCAAUUGGUAGCCAUCAUCAAAAUAGUCAACAACAUCAUCAAAUUCAUAGUUCAUUAAACAAUAAUGUUAAUAAUAGUAAUCAAAAUAAUACAAAAUACUUGAUUAAUAAUUCUUCAUCGGUAUAUAUGAACCAAUCAUUACAACACCAUUCUGCACAUGAAAAUAAUAACUCUUCAUCAUCUCUUAUUAAUGGAAAACAUAAUAAUAAUUAUGCACAUAAUGUAAUGAAAAACAAAAAUUAUGACCAUGAUAAUGAAGAUGCAAAUACUUUGCAACUAAAUCAAAUAUCUCAGAAAUAUUUACAAAAUCAGCAUAAUACAGGAAACAAUAAAUUAUCAGCGGAUAACAAUAAUAAUAAUAUCGAUGAUAACAAUAGUAGUAACACUAACAAUAUCAAUGGUAAUAUAAAUAUCGGUGUAAAUUCAAGCAAUGGAUUAACAAAUAAUAUGCCAAAUAAAAAUACAAAUGCAGAUGCUAGUAAUAUGAAUUUAAUAAACUUAGGAAUGAAUAAUUUAAGUAAUAAUAAUAUGUAUAAUUCAUAUAAUUCACCUCCAGGCUUAGCUAACCAAUUUAAUUAUUCAUUUACUAAUUUAUCAUAUCCAUAUAAUAACAUGCACUACAAUGGAUAUACUACACAAACAUUAGUUCCUCAAUAUGGUUUAAUAAACAAUCAUUAUAAUAAAAAUAAUAGUAUUCAUAAUAACAAUUUUAAUUAUAAUAUGAAUUAUGAUAAUUUUGACGAAACUAAUUUAUAUGCUCAUAAUAAUAAUAUGCAUAUGAAUAAUUAUGUAAAUUUUAUGAAUUCUAAUAUAAAAAAAAAUCAAUUAAAUGCAGAUGAUGAUACCUUAAGUAACUCUGGCGAUGUAUCUAUAGCAGGUGCAUUACAACCUCACAAUUUAUCUCAUGAUAAUCAGAAUAAUAAUUCUAAUCACAAUGGAACAAAUAUGAAUAAUUCAUCAUGUAUAGAUAAUACAACAAAUAAUAAUGCUAUUAAUAAUUUAUCACUAAAUAAUAUGAACCCCAGUAUGAAUAUAUCUUGUUCUAGUGCUAGUAACACUAACGAUUUAAAAAAUAAAUCCCAAUUAAAUAAAAACAUCAACGAUUUACAAUUACAAGCACCUAUACAAUCAAUGAAACAAACCCAAAACGCUCAUACUAAAAGUAACAAUAACAACAGUAAUACGACUACCUCUACUGCUUCUAAUAAUAUGAACAGUCAACAUCCCCACAAUAGUAAACAUUCAGCUCACCAUCAUCAAAAUUUAAUCAUCACUAAUAAUAAUGGCAAUAAUAAUAGCAAUACUAAUAACAGCUCUAUAAAUCAAUAUUCCCAAAAUCAAUUGAAUCAAAACAAUUCACAAAAUACAGCAUCAUCUACUUCUUCCUCUUUAACAGGAAAAAUAGAAACAAAUAGUUUAAACAAUAAUGCAUCACAAAAUAAUCAAAAUAAUUACUUAAAUAAACAAUUAUAUCAUAAUAAUUACUAUAACAUAAACUCAAAUAGUUAUAAUAUCCCACCUGGAUUUAAUAUGUCACAAGAUAAAGAACAAAAUGCCAAUUAUCUUAACAACAGUGUUACUACUACCAAUGCUAAUACAAAUGUAGCAGCUUAUAGAAAUAACUGGACUAAUAUCAAUGAAAAAAAUCUUAACCACUACAGCAUGAAUUAUAACUACAACCGGGGAAACAAAAACAACUUCAACUAUACUAGCAACUUGAAUUACAAUAACAGUAAUGGAUAUAAUGGAACUCGAGAUAAUACAAACACAUUUUUUAAUUACAAUAAUUUUAGCUAUGCUUUGCAAACCCCACCAGGCUUACAAAACUAUUAUCAAAAUACUCAAUAUCAACAACAAAACAAUUACAACAGAAGUUACAAUUAUUCCGGAUAUAAUAACAAUUUAUCUAUGUGGAAUAGAGAAGAUUGA
Molecule: messenger RNA, 4776 nt
Organism: Plasmodium berghei ANKA
Lineage: Eukaryota; Apicomplexa; Aconoidasida; Haemosporida; Plasmodiidae
Product: conserved Plasmodium protein, unknown function
Exons: 3
Coding region: 1-4776 (1591 amino acids)
Source: RefSeq, a predicted model, not a curated record